This is a messenger RNA of Amaranthus tricolor (Joseph's coat), 2518 nucleotides long. Its product is annotated as O-fucosyltransferase 9. The record is from RefSeq and is a predicted model, not a curated record. Bases 353 to 2233 code for a protein of 626 amino acids. NCBI's taxonomy places the organism in Eukaryota, Viridiplantae, Streptophyta, Magnoliopsida, Caryophyllales, Amaranthaceae. The transcript has 10 exons.
CAAUUUCCAACUAUUAUUUAACUCAAUAAUCUAAGUUGUUUCUUAUUAGAUGUUUCGUAAUCUUAAUUUGUUAAUAUUCUAAGUUUGAACUGUACCUGGCUCGUCGGUGCCGGACCCUACACUGUAUCUCCUUUCUUCUUCUCCUUUUUCACCCUUUUUUUCCCACUCUCACUCUUUACGCCAUAGCCACUCUUUAAUCACCUUUCAACAUUAUUAUUAUCAUCAAAGAUUGUAACUUUUUUCUCAAAUCAUGAUAAUUCUUUCAAUUACAACUUUUUUACCCUCUUAAUCUUUCUGGGUAUUCCUCAGAAUAUAAAAAUAGUGAAGAAAGAUACCAUCUUUCAUUGAUUUGAUGCACGGUUACAGUCGUUUAGGCCCUAAUUUUAACCCAUCAACACCAUCUUCAUCUCCUCCAUCUUCACCUAGAUUCAGGCCUUCUCGAAUGAAGCCCAAUGGGCUGAUCUCGGGCCAAGGAAUGGGUAGAGUUGGAAGUGGGUCAACUAAGCUUGGGGAUUUUCUUGAACGGUUGAUGUGCAUUGUAAUUGCAACAGUUUUCAGGAGAAAAGGGGUGUUAUUGUUUGCACCUUUGUUGUAUAUUACUGGGAUGUUGCUUUACAUGGGAUCUUUGAGUUUAGAGAGUAAUAAUGGAGGAGAUAGAAUUGGUAUUAAGAAAGGAAAGGUUAAAGUUGAGUUUAGUGGUGGUUUUGUUGUUGAUGAGCCUAUUUUGCCUGGUUCUUUGUACAGAAGUAAUGAGGUUUUUGAGAGGCUUUGGCCUUUCUUACAAGAUGAGGGUAUUGGUAAUCAUUCCUCUAAUGCGUUGACAACAGUAUGGCCUUCAAGAUAUCAGCAAGCUUGGAAACCAUGCUUUAAUAACAGUGUUUUUGACACAGGUUUGGCUUUGGUUGCCCUAGCGGGCCUCUUUUUGCUUUCCUUAUUCUUUCUUUUGGACACAACUAACUUCAAUGUAGAAGUAGAGUUACCCAAGUCUAAUGGAUACUUCAUAAUUGAAGCAAAUGGUGGACUUAAUCAGCAGCGUCUCUCGAUAUGUGAUGCAGUAGCAGUGGCUGGGCUUCUGAAUGCUACUCUUGUUAUUCCGAUAUUUCAUUUAAAUAGUGUUUGGCGAGAUUCCAGCAAGUUCGGAGAAAUAUUCGAUGAAGAUUUCUUCAUGUACGCUCUUAGAAAUAAGGUGAAUGUAGUAAGGCAGCUCCCAGAAGAUAUCCUUCGGCGCUACAACCAUAAUAUUAGCAGCAUUGUGAACUUGAGGUUAAAAGCUUGGUCAAGUCCGACAUAUUACCUUCAAAAAGUUCUUCCAAAACUGUUGUUGUUGGGGGCUGUAAGGGUAGCACCGUUUUCAAAUAGAUUAGCCAACACAGUGCCCCCGGAGGUGCAAGGGCUACGAUGCUUGGCAAAUUUUGAAGCCCUGCGGUUUGCUCAGCCUAUACGUUCACUUGCAGAAGUCAUGGUUCAGAGAAUGGUUCAGAAAAGCUCAAGGAGUGGGGGGAAAUAUGUUUCAGUGCAUCUACGAUUUGAAAAGGAUAUGGUUGCGUUUUCCUGCUGUAUAUAUGAUGGAGGCAAGGAGGAAAAGAAGGAAAUGGAUAUUGCUAGGGAAAAAGGUUGGAGAGGAAAGUUUCGUAGAAGAGGUCGAAUCAUAAGACCUGGUGCAAUCAGGAGGGAUGGAAAAUGCCCACUAACUCCAUUAGAGGUAGGAAUGAUGCUUAGAGGUAUGGGUUUCGACAAUACAACAGUUGUGUAUGUUGCUGCUGGGAUAAUUUAUAAAGCCGAUAAGUUCAUGGAGCCUCUUAGAAAACUCUUUCCACUUUUGGAAACAAAGGAUUCUUUAGCAACUCCCGAAGAACUUGCCCCAUUUCAGGGCCACUCGUCCAGGUUAGCAGCUCUUGAUUACACGGUUUGUCUUCACAGCGAGGUGUUUGUGACUACGCAAGGUGGAAACUUUCCUCACUUUUUGAUGGGUCAUCGGCGUUAUAUCAACGGAGGGCAUUCAAAGACUGUUGUACCUGACAAAAGGAAGCUAGUCUUAUUGUUCGACAACCCUGAUGUUAGAUGGGAAACAUUUAAGUAUCAGGUGCAGGAUAUGCUCUAUCGUAGUGAUACAAAAGGGCGCGAGAUGAAAAAACCGACAGCAUCGCUCUACACAUUCCCAAUGCCCGACUGUAUGUGUCAAGAAUCUUAUACAAACACGAUAUACCAAAACGGUACGCUCAAAUCAUCCUGAUAAAAAUUUUACCCUCACAAUUUUAUACAAAUCUACUAAAUAUUCAUAUUAUUCACCAUUUUUUGUAUAUGGUUUAUACACUGAAAAAUGUUUUUCGGCUGUGUAAUUUGCCAUUCAUUUACUAGAAUUUAACUAGAAUGACUAGUAAUUCUUUGAAGUGUACUGUUAGAAGAAAUAGGUAUUAAUAUUUAAUAUAUAUAUUCCUUGUAAAAUACAAGUUGAUACAAUGUAAAUUAAUUCAGGAUGAUUUUUAGUGUUUAUUUUCUUCAAUUGCUACUUUCUUGG